GCCAGUGAAAGUAAUUUCCAAAAACAAUUUAUUGAUAUUCUGUGUACUAAUUGAUUGAUUCCAUAGAAAACAAUGAAAAAAAUAAACAAAAAAUCAUUAACCUUGAAGUAGCCAUUUUUAACAACAAUACAAAAAAUAUUUGAAAAAUAAUGGUUAAAAGGCGAUUUCACAAAAAAAAUUCGCAAACGUCCAGUGAUGAAAGCGAUAGUGAUGAUUUUUAUGAGGAAGAAUCCAUGUCUGAAGCUCAACCCAAAAAAUAUAGCUUACGACAAAGGAAAGAAGCAAAUUUCGCCAAAGACUUUGAUUAUGAUAUCGUUGAAGACUAUGAUACCAAUGUCGUUUCUGGUAGCGAAGUAUUACGUUCUGAUGAUGAUGACUUCGGUUUGAAUAAUGGGACAAAAAAAAAAUCAGCACUAGAUAACAAAUCGAAAACUUCAUCUAAAAGCUUGAAAGCUGUGGACAACGGCGGUAUUUCAAAUUGCAUAAUAACUAAAUGUAAAGAUAGGGAACUAGAACCAGAAAUUCCUAAAGAUAAACAAAGUUCGGCUGAUAUGAUCGACUUUGAAGAUGUUAUAAGAGCUGAUGUUCUUGUAAAUAAAAGUAGAAUUGAUUAUGAUACUAUUAUUGAAAAAACAGAGAUCAAAAUUGAAAAAAAAGAGUCUGAGGAGGUAUCAAAUAUUAGCAAAAAAGAAAAAACAUUUAAAUUAAAAGCCAAUGGAGAACCAGCAAAGAAAAGAGGCCGUAAGCCCAAAAAGAAAUUAGAAGUAUUGCAAACACCAACCUAUAAGAAAAGAAAAUUUGAAGAAAAUGUUUAUGAGACAUUCACUAAUGAAACUACAGGUUUGCCUAUAAAUAGUGUUCUUGGAAUGACAGAAUCCCUGUAUGAAUUAGCUGAAAGAUACCAUUUGCAAGGUGGCAUAAUGGUAGAUGAAAUGGAACCCUUGCCAUUAGAACCAAUAUUGAAUGAAAACGUGUCAGAAACCUCUAAAAAUGUAUACCUUGGAGGUAACAAUGAAGUUCCUUUACAACAAUCAGACGCUGCUGCGUCAGAGGCUAUAGAAACUUUCUAAUUGUUUAGAAAUAUAAUACUUCAGCUUUAAUAAUAUAUUUUUUAUUUGAAUUACAUUCUAAAAAUGUAGUUUUCUAUAAUUUGUGAUAAAGAUUUCCAAAAGUGCAGAUUUUCUGAGAUAUAUAUGAAUUUUGUUGAAAUUGAAUUUUCAAUCAUGAAAUUGUAUGUAGGAUUGUAUUUUGAGUUGAAAUAUUUGAAAUUAAAAUAUUAUUUUCUUCA
Molecule: messenger RNA, 1288 nt
Organism: Harmonia axyridis
Lineage: Eukaryota; Metazoa; Arthropoda; Insecta; Coleoptera; Coccinellidae
Exons: 1
Coding region: 150-1070 (306 amino acids)
Source: RefSeq, a predicted model, not a curated record